This is a messenger RNA of Trichomonas vaginalis G3, 669 nucleotides long. Its product is annotated as flavodoxin-like fold. Lineage: Eukaryota; Parabasalia; Trichomonadida; Trichomonadidae. The coding region runs from base 1 to 669 and encodes 222 amino acids. The transcript has a single exon. The record is from RefSeq and is a predicted model, not a curated record. Gene Ontology annotation, molecular function: oxidoreductase activity.
AUGCUUACAUCUAUUCCAUCUAGAUUUGCAGCAAAUGUUUUAUUGUUCAAUGCCUCACCACGCAUUAACAACAACACAGUUAAGCUUCUUAAAGAAGUUAAAUGCGGUGUUGAAUCUGUUGGCAAAACAGCAGAAAUUGUUCAUUUAAGUAAGAUAAAACAUAUGCCUUGCCAGUCGUGCCUCGCUUGUAAGCGUUUUGAUUCACCAAACAAAUGUAUUAUCAAAGAUCAAUUGUCUAAAUACCUUGAUCAACUACAUGAAGUUGACGCAUUUGCAAUCGCUUCUCCAAUUUACUUUGGAAACUUUGCAACAAACUACUAUUCUUUUGUCGAACGUGCAUUUUAUAGCAAUUAUACGUACAGCAAAAAGGGUCUUAAUAAAUUUGGUCGUAAGAUUAAGACAGGAAUUCUUGCCUCAAUGCAUUGCGAUGAAGAAUUGGCAAAGAAAUUGUAUACAAAUUUCUUGAAUUCUCAAAGGUCAACCUUUGAAAGGAUUUUUGGAUCAUGCACAUUAAUUACAAGCAAUAAUCAAUUGAUCACACCGAAAGCUAAUAUCGAUUAUGAUAUGACAUUUUUCGAUAUUGAAAAAAUGAAAGAAAAUCUCAAAAAGCAAGAUCCAAUUGUCCUUAAGCAAUGCUUUGAUUUAGGUGUUAAUUUGGCAUCUGAGUAA